AUGCGCUGGCCAGCGAGAUUAGCAUCGUUCUUCGGAGCCCUCGAGCCUGUGCUUUCACAGAUUUCUGGUUUGUCAACUGUUAGUAAAGACACGCCUCCUCACAUGCUGUUCCAUCAGAAUGAGCAAAAUGCCACCGUGAGAGUCCAAGUCUUAUGCCCCGGAUCAGCGGAUGGAUACGAUUCAAGACUGUCUCUAGAAUUAAACGUUGGUGUAGCAAAAGUAGCUUGUGGCGAACAAGGCAUCGUUCUGAAUGGCGACGAUCUGAUCCACAACUGGAACGGCAGCUUGGGAUCUGGAUCUGGACUAAUAACUCCACUCUACGGAACUGCAGCAUUAACCGUCAACUGGCAGAGCCGAUGCGUUCAACCACCUGCAGGGUCAUCCGAGGAGGAUGCAAUCCAGCACCUAACAGUUCGGGUUGAGCGCAUAGGAGAUGUCUUUAUCGAGGGUGAAGUUGGCCUUACCGCUUCUUUCAAGCAGGUACAGAGACCGGAAAUUCUCCGAGUCUAUACUUCACCAUGGGAAUUGUCCGACAGCGUCUCAUUUGUCGAAACUUGGGACAGUACGGAGAUGGCGGACCAAUCUCGUGAAGAACAAUCAGAUGAGUCUAUUGAACGACACUGGGGCCAUUUGCUACAGUUAAAGACAAGAUACCAACAAUUGGCGCUUCAGAUUCAAGAGGAAGAGCGCCAGAUCCGAGAAAUGCUUCAGCGGGAUUGUCCAGGCACUCUGUCGAGUUGGAAGAAUUGCAGAAGUUUCGGAUGCAGGUUCAGGAUAUCAUUGACCAAAUUUCCCGACCUGAUCCGCCAGAUCAGAUAUCGAUUCGGGCCUUUUCCACCGGCACUCCCUGUUAGCCAUUGCUCGCAAUGCCCACAGCAAGAUGGAUGCGAAGAGGCUUCUAAGUCAGAGUCAGGUCCAACACCAACCAAGCAGUCAAACAGGCCACCUCAGAAAGCACCUCACGCUACAUCAACAUCGACCAUUCCUAGUUCUGCCGCCUCGAAAGCAAUUCCAAGUGAGACCGAGUACUUUUAUAACGCUCAGACCAUCUUCACCAUCUGUGUGAUACUCGUUCUAGCAAGUGCCCUGCUCGUCUUCGGAUUCAAGCUUUGUCGCAGCACCACAUAUUGCCGACGACGUCGAGUAGACAGGGCGGCGCGCCGCGAGGAGAGACAAGCUCGCUGGGCCUACGGAUUCGCAGCCCACAGACUCCGAUGGAGACAAUGGUGGGAGGGAGGUUCUCCUUCCCACACACCUUUACCCGCCCAAGCACAACUAGAACUCACAUCCCCACCUAACAAUAACAUGUCAGCCAUCGAACAACCGCCAGAACAACCCCAUUUCUCUGACACGGAGUCCUAUCUCCCGUCCGAGCCGGGUGUCAUGCAAGCCGAAAUCCGCGGCUUCCGACAAGCGCUCGAGUAUGUUGGGGAGCUUGUGCGAAGUCCAGACCGCCGCGAGCCGCGCUCUUCUUCGCGAAUCGACCCCUCUAACUCGGACCACGAGAUUGCAGAACUCCUCGGACGGAGGCAGGGCAGGCCUACUACUACUGCACACACGGCCGCGUCGUCGACAGCUGGUCUCUCGACGGUACUUUCAACGGGCACGAGCAGUUUGUUGACUCUAGAUACUCCUUCGUCUGUGACGGUUGAUACGCUGGAGGCUUCGGAGACUACCGGUCCUCCUCCUAGCUACUAUGCUUGA
This is a messenger RNA of Aspergillus affinis, 1704 nucleotides long. RefSeq lists its product as uncharacterized. NCBI's taxonomy places the organism in Eukaryota, Fungi, Ascomycota, Eurotiomycetes, Eurotiales, Aspergillaceae. The record is from RefSeq and is a predicted model, not a curated record. The transcript has 3 exons. The coding region runs from base 1 to 1704 and encodes 567 amino acids.